AUGCCGGCUCUCCUCCGCAAACGCCCGGUUUCGCAGAGUCUUGGCGCGGCGCGGCUCUGGCUGGCAGCAGACGCCGAAAUGACGCGCAGGGAUGAUGCGGAAGCGGGCUGGGAUGCUGAGGAACCGGAGAGAGGGCGGCAGUCCGCGAGUCCUGCGGCCAUCCCUCUGCAAGGCGAGAACGACUCACUCGUUGAGAAGAAAGAGCUCGCUGUCUGCCGCAGGCCUUGGGAAGCACCCACGACGAGGCCUGACUCGUGCUUGGUCGAAGCGCAGUGGAGCGGCAGCGACCCACGAGAAAGCACGCGACGACAGCGACCCCGUUUAGGUCCUCAUCUAAGACAGACGCAGAAAUGCCGCACUCCACAGCCGGCCGACAGUCACCAUCGGUCUCCCUCCGCGGACGCGGCGUCCCCAGCUUCUUUUGCGACGACCCUCGCGGGCUCCGGGCCUUCCUCAGUCUCUUCGCUCUCCGCGUCCUACUCCUCUCCUUUCGCCGCUUUGUUCCUUGCUUCUUCCUCUCCCGUUGCCAGUUUCUUUCCUCCAUCCUCUUGUCCUGCGGCCUCGCCGCCCGGGGCAGGCCUCCUGGGUCCCUCUUGCUCUGAGUCAGCGUCACUGCCUGCUUCACCUUGCAGUUGUUUUUCACCGUCCUCUCCAUGUUGGUCUCCUCCGCCGUCAUCGGCAGUUUGUUUUCCGUCUCCCUCGUCUGCGUCGAGGCUCUCCGCCUCUGCGCUCUCACUUGCAGUGUCGAAGCCUCGUCUGCCUGCGCUCUCCGGGGCGCUUGGCCAGCUGGGCGCUUCGGCUGCCGCCUCUUAUGUUCCGCGCGCUUUAUGUUUUGCCGGGUUCACUGACUUUCCGGCAUUUGUUUCACUCGCUUCUGCACGGUUGGUGUCGGUUGCGCCUUCGAUGGUCUGGCGGUGCCUCUCCGCCGUUGUGUCUCUUCUUAUGUCGCUCUGCAUGCGGACUCUGGGUCCUGUCUGCCGCACCGAUCGGCCCCGUCGCACGGCUCCGCCGCCGAGCGGUCGCGGGAGGGCUGUUGCUUCCCUUUCGUCCGUUCUGCGUCUCUGCCUGUUGGUGUCGAGUGGUGCGUUGAUGUUUGCGGAGCCGGAGGGCGCCUCAGCGGUGGCGGUUCAGCGCGGCCGCGGGCUUUACUCUCAGGGGUCAUGCGGGAGUGUGCCGCACGAACGUCAGGACUUUGUGUCUUUUUCGGCAACUCCGCGGGGCUUUUCUCGACUUGGAAAUGGAUUCGCUCAAGGGCUCAGGUCUCGUCUCGCCUCUUCUGCGCCUCCGUCCGCGUUUGACCCGUCGCCUCUCCGCUCCGCUCUGUCGUUCAUAAGUUCUUUUUCUUCCAGUUGCGUCCUGAACCCCGGCCGAGGCAUUCUCGAGGACGCCCCAGAGGAUACGAGCGCGUCGCCCUGGGCUGCAGCGGCGAGAGGGAGCCGCAGCAGCCUCUCGUCGCAUCAACGCCGCGCGAGUCUGCGCCUGUCGCGCGCCGCGGCUAGCAGCGGCAUUCCGUCGCCUCGGUCGUCGCCCGCUCUCAGGGCCGACACGCCGCUGGGCUCCCCCGGAGACGAGGGUGAGGAGCCGCUCGAGGGCCGCUCGCGAUAUCCCGCAUCUGGGCGGCAGAGACAGGCCUCGCUUGAACCACAGCCCUUCGUCCGCUCGCUGGCGGGCGGCGGUCGCGCGUCUUGGUCGGCGCUCUUCUCUGCGCGUGCACCAGACUCUUCGGGAGCGGCCGACGCGGAGGCAGAGGCCCUCCAUCGUUCCGCAGGCCUUGAGGUCUGGGGCGAGAUGCUUCCCUUGGGAGCGGCCUCCUCGCUGGUCGCCUCGGGCUGGCUCUCGUCGUCGUCCUCCGGCGCAGACGACGCAGCGUCGCGGACGCCCCCGGGCCAAGGGCGCGCGCCGGCGAUCUCCUCUGAACUCCGCCACAGCGCGGGAGAGUCGCCUCUGGCGCCGCGCUACAUCGCACAGCUGCCCUCGGGCGAGGCGCUUCUUGCUCAGCGGCACGCGACGCUGUCCGCCUCAUAUCUCGCGGGUCACCGCGAGGCGUUCCUGCGCAAGGAAGCCGCGAAGGGUUGGAUGGAGCGCCUGCGGGAGAGAGAGGCCUUUCGCCGCGGCCUGCGCUUCCUGUCGCUGCCGCUGGACACCAUCCUCUUUUACCUGGUCGUCUCGCCGUCGGACGGCCUGAUGUUCCUUCAAGAUGGAGGGCCCUAUCUGCUGCUGCAGCACCUCGAGCUUCAGAGGCAGCGGUCGCAGGCCGGGCUCGCGGCGCUCCCGGCCGCCUCGCCCGCAGUCGAUCUGUACGACUUGCGCUACGCGCACCACUGCGUCAGGCAGAAAGUCUGUCAGGCGGCGCUUCGGCUGCGCGCGCAGCUCGAAGACCAGCUCCUGGAGCGCGAGACAGAGCGCGCGAUGACGGCCGCAGCCCGCGAGGUCUCCGGCGAGGGCGCGUGGACUGCAGACGCCCAAGACACGGGGGAGAAAAAAACACUCGAGACGGUGGAUGGAGGCGUUCGCGGCUACUACCGACUCGCGUGCCGCCUCGUCGACCAAUUCUUCGCGGCGCUGUACGCCAGGCUCCCCUCCCGACGAGGCUCCGAGCGCCGAGAUGCGGCGCUCGGCGAUGCUGGCCUGCUUGGGCAAGACUUUGAAGGCGCCGGAGAGGACCGGACGGCGGACGCUCUAGCCAGGGCCGCGACUGCCUCAAGCGAGGCGACGGAGGCGCGCCUCGUGCCCGACGGGCGCGGCGGCAGAGGCUCAUCUCAGCAAGAGGAGGAGCGAGAAAAGGAGAGGGCGCACAAGUUCCGGCGAACAACCAUGAGGAUCAAGAGAAUCUGGGAGGCGUAUAGGAAUCAACUUUUCUCCGAGGAAGAACUGCCGCCGUUUGAGAGACUCGAAGUGCUGUGGAACGACCACGUUUCCCCUCUAGUUGAACUGCAAGAAGCCCAAGGCGUGCGCAACAGCCCUCACGCAGGAGCGAGUCCGUCACCGCCGUUGUCUGGCGACCAAGAGGGGUCGCGCACCGCCCUCGUCCUGCGGCUUCCUAGCCUCGUUUUCCACAGUGCGCUGGCGGACCACGAAGACCUAGAGGAGGCAGAGGUUGCGCUGAAAUGGGCGACUCUGAAGGCCAUGCUGCGUCUUUACGAGCUGCUUUGCCCCGACGCAUACACGCUUGCCGGCGGCACGGACGUCGAGGCGCUGCGGCGGGCCCUGAAGAAAAAAACGGAUAAAAUCGUCGAAGCCGAGAGACAGGCGCACGCCAGAGGGGUGGCCGCCCUCGGCGAAGGAGCGCUGGACACCUCCGAGGAAGACGAGGCAAUUGCUGCAGCGACCACGCCGGCGGGUCUAGUCUCGUCUGCUUCUCUUCGGCGCAAACGGUUGAAAGUCCUGGAGAGCUUGGAGGAUCAAGAGAAGCGAGAGCGCGAGCGGCAGCAGAAAGCGAGACUCGAGCAACCGCCUCUUGUGGCUUCUUCGCCUUUCGACAGAGACCGACGCCCAGAAGAGAAGGAACUCCUCUUCCCUUUUGAGUGGCUUGACGGCCCCUGGCUGGACUCUGUGCUCGCGCGCGCGCAAGAGAAACGCCUUCUGGGAAGCUGGCUAGGCGGUGCAGCUCGAAGACACUCGGGGUCCGCGGACCUCUUCGAGCACUUGCUUCGAUCCCAGGCGUCACUGUCGCCCGCGGAGGCGCUUCGCUUUGUCGCAGCUUUUCUGCGGCGCUAUCCGCGGCGCCCUGGACUCUCAGAAGUGCAGGCGACGACGGCGCUUCGGGCCUCGGAAGCCGAGGCGAGGGACCGCGAGCAAGAGCAAAGUCGCGGCGGAGAGCGAGGCGACCGCGGCCGGGCGCCCUCCCGUGCGUCGAAGCCUCCCUCGCCGCACGACGAAGAAGACGGCGAAGGAGUUUUUCCCGUCCAGCAGAGAGCGCUCGCGGGCGCGCUUCUAGUCGGCGCCCUCGACAGGGCCGCUGGCAUCAUCGAGCCGAUCAGCAGCCGACUCCACGCGCAAAUUGUUAGCGUCGGGAGGCAGCUCGUGCAUCUGCGCGAGCGCGUCGAAGAGGGACGAGGCAAGAGCUUCCUGGAUUUGCAUCGGGAGGACCAGCAGAAGCGGGGGGACGAACGGAGGAAAAGGCGACGCGCGCAGGGGCUGGAGGCAGACGAAAAACGCAGCGCAGAGACAGCCGACGAGUUCCUCCUCCAGGCUGAAGAAAAACGAGGGGGAGACGGGUUCCUGGAGAGUCAGCAGAAGCUGCUCCUCCAACAGCUGGUGCGGCAGCAAGACGAGCAGUCCGAGCUUCUCAACCUGGUCGAACGGCAGCUGAUUGCGGGUGUGUUUCUGUUCCUUGACGAGGCUGUGCGCUUUCUGCGGCCGUCGGAAACCUCGGCUGCGCUGGAUCUCGCCGCGCUCUCCUCGAGUUACAGUCCAGAGGAGAUGGAGAGGAGCAAAUCGCGGAGUGGCGAGACGCUCAGAGGGGAGUCCAACCUGCUGCUCGACACAAACAGGGUUCUGCAGACGUUCGUGGAGACGCAGCUCUUCAUUUACGAUGUCUUCCGCUCGCUCCGUGUCGUUCUGCAUCAGCAGAAAGAGGAGGCGCAGGCCCUCCAGAAAUCUUUACACAGCGCAGGGGAACCGAGGCCCCAGGACGGAACAGAGCGUGAGGCGGCCAGUCGUGGAGCGCGCGCCCUCGCAGACGAGCCGGUUCGUCGUGUUCCCUUCCCUUCGCUAGCUUCGCUGCGCGGGAGACAAGGCGCGGAAGACGCACCUGGCGAAUCCCCCGUCGAGGACGUCGACGGGGACGACAGUUCUCCAGAGGCGAAUGGAGACUCGUCAACGCCAUUGGGGGCCCAGUCUGCGGAUGUUUCGUGGCCGCCUUCAGCCACUCUAGAGCCGAGCGAAGUCCCGCAGUUCGUUGAGAACCUGGUGGACUUCUACCGCCGAGAACUUUUUGACGACAUGCUUCCUUCCGGGCUUCAGCUGCGACUCGCGUCGCAUCUUCACGAUAUCUCCGCUGUCGCGUACCUGCCCACGCUGGCGCCGCGAAUCCACCCCCUCGCGAUUCCGGUGCACGCUGUCUCGGCGGCGAUAGGCGAGACGGGCGGCAGGCCCUGGCACAUGCAAUGGAUGGUGUACAUCCAUGAGGCUAUUCGCGACCCGGCUUUGCUAGGCAAGUUCCACAUGGGGUGCAGAGUUAGCGACUUGUGGUCUGCGGUAGAUUCAGUAGUCAGUUUUGCACCGCAGCCAGCAGGUUCCAGUCGCGCUCGCCCCCACGGGAGCACAGCAGCCUCCCCUUUCGGGUGUUUUCCUGCGCACGGUUUUCUGUCUUUCGGGCUCACUGUGUCUGCAGCCUACGCAGUGUUGACUGCCUUAUUUGACAUCUGGAAGCGGACGGCCCUCACGCCUCGUCUUCCGUUCGCCGCUCAAGGGGACCUCGGGGACGCGGGCGGGUCAAGCCCGUCGCUCGGUUCUGCGUCGCCGACACCAUCGGUGUCGCCGCCGCCCGGUACUGGAGACUCAGGGACGACUACUGGAGGCUCGGGCCAGAGUCUUGAAGUCUCGCCUGAGAUGGCCGAGGCGCAGCGAAAGGCCGCGGCUGCCCUCGAGGCUCGCGAGGUUGCCGCCGAGCGGCACAUGCACCCCGUCGGCUGCUGUCAGGGCCUCCGCAAGUGGCUCUGGAUUCGCCGCCUCAGCGAAGAGAACGGCUGGCCUUUCUACGUCAGCCUGUUUAGGAACGAGAUGACUUCGGACGUCGCCGCGCCGGACAGUCAAGCCGAAGCCGUUGCGGCGCUGACCCCUUGGCUCAAGCAAGAAGAGGAGGAGCUGCUGCUGCAGGGCUGUGCGGACGAGCGGGAAAGGCAGGUCCUGAAAAAGACACUUCAGCCGCAGGCGGCGGGCGCCCCUGCUGCAGCCUCCUCUCUCUUCGCGCGCCUCGUCGCCAACGGCUUGACUCCAGCUCGCGCGGCCUGCGUUUUCGCGGGACUCGUGCGACGUGCUUCUCAUGCUCCCUCUCUCCCUCACGUUUUCCCCGCAAGCCACGUCCCCCUCAACUACGACCCGCGGUCGCAGUGUCCCUACGGCGAGGCCGUGGAAACCGCCCGCAAGCUGCAGAAGGGCGUCGACUACGACGCCUCAGCGGCGUCAGACGAGCUCUCGCGGCUGCGAGCGGGGCCUGACCAAGAUGACGAAGAGGAGGAGCAGCGGUUCGGCAGGGACACCGGACCCACGACGGAGAAGACCCUGACGCCUGCUCAAGCCGCAGCCGCCAUGGCGCGCGCCGGAAACGGACAACAGGCUGCCAAAGCCGAGCGGCAGGGCAUGUUCCCGGCGCUGUACAACCACUGGAGGGAGGGGAAAACGCUUUCGAGAGCUGCGGCGUAUGCCUUGUGGGGCCGCGCGAGGUUUGAAGCGGCUGCGGCCGCCGGAGCGGCCGCAAGCGGGCCUGAAGUGUUGAACGAAGAGGAGAGGAAAGCUGAAGGCGAGAUCAGUCUGUGGCAGGUGAAAGCAAGCGAGAAACGGAUAAAGGAUGCUGCGGAAGCGGCAUUCCGGCUGCGCCUUCGCGAAGCGGCUACCAAGGGGCCUGUGCAUUCCGACGAGUGCAUUAAUUCGCCUGCAUUUCUCUGUCGGAUCUCUCCGCCUGUGGGAGCCGUCGCCCCGUCAGAAAACGUGGACACGGAAGCUGGGAAGCAGCCCGAGCGCCAGCAAUAUUCUUCGCUCCUCCAUAAGCAUACAGCAGACUUCUUGACCGACAUGGUCCUCGUAGAUCACCAGUUAGAGCACGCGCGGCGCAUGCGGGCAAUUCGGGCUCUAGCUGCGACACGCAGUGGGGGCGACUGCCCUGAAGUCUUUGAGCAGCUCAUUGGAGACGCUGUGCAGCAAACCGGAGUUGACUCGCAGGUUCUGAGGAAUAGCUUUGCCAAAGAAGACCUGGAACAGCUUUCGCUGGGGACUGAAGUCGAAAAGAGUGCCGCCAAGGAAGGCAAGAAGAGGCUUGACGACUGUCGGGCGGAGGUCGAAGCUGGGAGACAGCUCACGCGGCUGCACGGGCGUGAAAAAGAGGCAGCGGCGAAAGCGUUAUUUCACUACUUCAAUCUGAAGGCUUUCAACAGAUCCCUACCCCCGGACACCCGGAUACACUUUAGUGAUGACCUGACGGAGCACUCCGAGGGCGUCACCCUGCAUCCAACACUGAGCAACUACCAACUCAACAUGUCCGACUUCAGAGAGCCACCGGCUAUCAGACUGGCGGGAUCCAUUCGGACCAUUCCCGUUCUUGCUCACGCCCUGCUUCAGCAGUGUGUCCUUCUUGCGACUUACUGCUAUGACGUUCCCUCAAAGCUUCACCUGGCGCCUCCGCCAUCUGUAGCCCGUUACCUGUGGCAGUAUCUCCCGCCUGGCAAAGCUCAGCAGAAGCACUUUGCUCCGCCGCCACCCUCAGGCUGCUUCGCGAACCCAACGCACCCGCAUCUUCCGCCGUCUGGAAGAACUGGUUCUACUCGCGCUGUGACGCCACUGCCUGCAUCGUUUUCGGACAAGCCUCCUUCGAUCGCGUCACUCGUGAACUUUGCAUCUCAAGUGCCUGCUCUCAUGCAACAGCAGCAGAGCUUGGGGGCUGCGUGCAGAGAACUGGGUAACCCCGGUGAUGCGAAGCACGAUGAUAGCCUUCAGAACCGGGUGAUGGCGAAAGCCAAAGAGGCGGCGGCUUCUUUUUCCAGGAUAGAGAAGGAGUUUGAGGAGGGGCAAGAAGAUGCGCAAAGCCACAGGCUUCUCUAUUCCCAGAAGGCGGGACCGCAGAGCGAGUCUGUGGGUCCCGGCGGCGCGGGGAACAUCAGCCAGCAUGCAGACGCAGAAAAGGACAUCUGCGUGGAAGCAGCGAACGCGGUCCGAGCAGCUGCCUCUGAUCCGACAGGGACCUCGGGAGAGGGAGGCGGCGAGGAAACUGGUGCCGACGCUGUCUUAGACGCAAUCAAACAAGAGAAAGUGCAGGAACUGCAACAGAGCCUCAUGAAGCUGGCACUCGAUGAACGGUGGCCGUUUUAUAUCGAAGCUCCAGGGACUACCAAGCCAGCUGUGCAGCCAACCGCCGCUAGUGAAACGCAUUCCACCGAGAGGAUAGGCGGCCACCCACAGAGUCCGCCCGACUGGCAGCAGCUGCUAACUGCGGACGAAAUGUUAAAAGUACUGAAGUAUGCAGUGGUUGACAGAGAAGGUGUCGCCAGCCCGAGCUUGUACUCGGAUCUUAUCCUCUCCGGUGCGUGCUCGACCGACAGAGCCAUGCAGAUCAUGGAGAUGCAGAUUGCGUUCAACGGACACCCACCCCGGUUUUCAUUUCACGUCGCCGUCCCGCUGGCGCUCCGUGAUACUCACCUACUACCAACGACAACUAUGGUGCGAAUGCCACGUAUUUACAAGCCCCCAUAG
This is a messenger RNA of Besnoitia besnoiti, 8406 nucleotides long. RefSeq lists its product as uncharacterized. The record is from RefSeq and is a predicted model, not a curated record. The coding region runs from base 1 to 8406 and encodes 2801 amino acids. Lineage: Eukaryota; Apicomplexa; Conoidasida; Eucoccidiorida; Sarcocystidae. The transcript is spliced from 11 exons.